Pseudovirgaria hyperparasitica is the source of this 900-nucleotide messenger RNA. RefSeq names its product SCO1 protein. The coding region runs from base 1 to 900 and encodes 299 amino acids. The transcript is spliced from 4 exons. The record is from RefSeq and is a predicted model, not a curated record. Gene Ontology annotation, molecular function: copper ion binding; copper chaperone activity. Gene Ontology annotation, cellular component: mitochondrial inner membrane. Gene Ontology annotation, biological process: mitochondrial respiratory chain complex IV assembly; intracellular copper ion homeostasis. Lineage: Eukaryota; Fungi; Ascomycota; Dothideomycetes; Acrospermales; Acrospermaceae.
AUGUCGCAAUCCGGUAUGAGCUCAUCGAGACUGCCGGCAACGUGUCUCCGAAUGCUACGGGCGUCCUCCGAUACUAUCUGCAAGCCAUCCACGCGAAAUUUCACGUCCUGCCAAUUCCGAAGACCAACACCGGUCGCCGCACAAUUGCGCAUCUCCAGAAAUGCAUUGCCAUCCUCAGCGCACCAUAGGCUUUUCUCCAGUACGAUAAGACAACAUGCGAAGACGGUCCAGCAAGUCAAGGCUCGGAAUGAAUCUGGACCCUUCUCGUGGAGAGCAGGCAUACUCUUCUUUGCCACGGGCGCCGGCCUUAUUGUAUACUUCAAGUACGAGAAGGAACGCAUGCAACGACAGCGGAUAGCGGAGCAGAACAAAGGCAUUGGGAAGCCGCUGGUGGGCGGAAAAUUUGAAUUGAAGGAUAGUGAGGGCAACAUAUUCACGGAGGAUGAUCUCAAGGGCAAAUAUUCGCUGAUAUAUUUCGGAUUCACGCACUGCCCGGAUAUCUGCCCAGAUGAACUUGACAAGAUGGCGCAGAUGAUUGACAUUGUGAAGCAGAAGAAGGGCAACAUCCUUAAAGCAGUCUUCAUCAGUUGUGAUCCUUGGCGCGACUCACCAGAAGUGGUCAAGAAGUAUCUAGCAGAGUUUCACCCUGACAUUGUUGGACUGACUGGGGACUACGACAACGUAAAGGCUGUGUGCAAGGCGUACAGGGUCUACUUCAGUACCCCGCCAGAGCUCAAGCCUGGACAGGACUAUCUGGUGGACCACAGCAUCUACUUCUAUCUCAUGGAUCCGGAAGGCGACUUUGUAGAGGCGAUCGGACGCGAGCGAACAGCGGAGCAAGGAGCAAAGGCAAUCUGCGAUUUUGCAUCUGAUUGGAAGGGCAAGAUCAACAGAGAGUGA